Letharia columbiana is the source of this 1704-nucleotide messenger RNA. RefSeq lists its product as uncharacterized. Gene Ontology annotation, biological process: protein folding. Gene Ontology annotation, molecular function: ATP binding; ATP hydrolysis activity; ATP-dependent protein folding chaperone. The transcript has 3 exons. The record is from RefSeq and is a predicted model, not a curated record. Bases 1 to 1704 code for a protein of 567 amino acids. Gene Ontology annotation, cellular component: chaperonin-containing T-complex. NCBI's taxonomy places the organism in Eukaryota, Fungi, Ascomycota, Lecanoromycetes, Lecanorales, Parmeliaceae.
AUGUCUCUUUCUAUGCCCAGUGCGCCUAAUGGCGGUCUUUUCAAGCAAGGAUACCAAAACUACGAAUCUGAAGACGGUGCUGUGAUACGAAACAUAGAAGCAUGUCGAGCCAUAGCCCAAACCGUCCAAACAUCUCUCGGUCCUUAUGGCCGCAACAAAAUCGUCAUCAACCAUCUGCAAAAAAUGAUUCUGACCUCCGAUGCCGCCUCCAUAUUACGAGAGCUCGAUGUCGUCCACCCUGCAGCGAAGCUCAUAGUAAUGGCUAGUCAACAGCAAGAAGCGGAGAUGGGUGAUGCUACGAAUCUGGUCAUUGUGCUCUGUGGAGAGAUGCUGAAGAAGGCGGAGGAGCUGCUGAGGAUGGGUUUGAAGACUAGCGAUGUGGUGCAAGGGUUCGAGAGGGCACAGAAGGAGGCGCUGAGGUGUCUGGAUCAGCUUGUCGUCGACUCGGUAAAAGACCUCCGCUCCCACCCCGAACUUGCAAAAGCCAUCCGUACCGUAAUCGCCUCCAAACAGUCCGGCUCCGAAGAAUUUCUCGCCGACAUGGUCGCAGAGGCAGUUCUCGCCGUUCUACCCAAGCAGCCUGUCAACUUCAACGUCGACAACAUCCGCGUCGUGAAGAUCAUGGGCGGUAGCCUCGAACAAUCCAAAGUGGUAAAAGGCAUGGUCUUCGGCCGCGAGCCCGAUGGAAGCAUCAAAAAGGCCAAGAAUGCUAAAGUGGGCGUCUUCUCGUGUCCGAUUGAUACAAGCCAGACGGAAACGAAAGGAACGGUGCUGUUGCACAAUGCGAAGGAGAUGAUGGAUUUCACCAAAGGGGAGGAAAGCCAACUGGAGACCAUCAUCAAAGAACUGCACGACUCGGGCCUGCGCGUAGUCGUAGCAGGCUCAACCGUGGGAGAAUUAGCACUCCACUAUCUCAAUCGCUUUGGCAUUUUAGUCGUUAAAGUCCUUUCGAAAUUCGAACUCCGCCGUCUCUGUCGCGUCGUGGGCGCUACACCUCUUGCUCGUCUGGGCGCCCCUAUGCCGGAUGAGAUGGGGAAAGUGGACGUAGUCGAAACGCUGGAGAUAGGCGGAGACCGUGUUACAGUAUUCAGGCAGGAAAACGACGCUACUCGAACAGCUACGCUGGUCAUAAGAGGGGCUACCCAGAACCACCUCGACGACAUUGAGAGAGCGAUUGACGACGGCGUUAACGUGGUGAAAGCUAUCACGAGAGAUCCGAAACUAGUGCCUGGAGCUGGGGCUACGGAGAUGCAACUGAUUGAGCGUAUAUCUGCCUUUGGUGAAAGGACGCCUGAACUGUCACAGUAUGCUAUCAAGAAGUACGCGGAAGCUUUCGAGGUCAUACCACGUACGCUUGCCGAAUCCGCGGGUCUGGACGCCACGGAAGUGUUGGCAACGCUAUAUGCUGCCCACCACAAAGCUUCCUCCAACAAAAAGGACCAGGAUGACGACGACGAAGACGAAGACGAAGACGACGAGCCUGAUUGGACGAUGGGUGUGGACGUGGAGAACGAGGAUGGUUCAGGAACGUUAGAUGCUAAAGAAGAGGGGAUCCUGGAUCUGCUGGUGUCAAAGCAGUGGGCGAUCAGGCUGGCAACGGAAGCGGCAAGGACGGUCUUGAGUGUGGAUCAAAUCAUCGUGGCGAGGCAGGCUGGAGGGCCGAAGCCGCCGGGCGGGCAGAAUCCGGAUUGGGAUGAGGAUUAG